CACCUGGUUCUAGGAAAUCCUGACAGUUGAUUCGAUAUUUUUCUUAUAAAAAAAGCAAUCAGGCAACAUGGAAAUUGGUGUUUUUUUUAAUGAUCCGAGCUUUCCAACUUUAAUUUAAAUUCAUAACGUACCUGAGCAACCCCACUACCUACAAAUUAUUGAAUUUAUUAAUGUGAUUCACUUAACAUUCUUGUACGAAAUGCUGGUCAGUAGUCACUUAGCAGGUGCCAAGGACAUUUCUUUGGGUGUGCGUUUCUUAAAGCAAUGGCUGCUAAAUUAGAAUUAAGUGAUCCCAUCGUGAAUAUGGCCCAGGAGAGUUCAAUAGCUGAAACAGAUCCAUUACAAGCUCCUGAGGCUCGCUUCGAAUGUCCCAUUUGUUUGGCAUGGCUACGGGAUCCCAUGCAAACAUCAUGCGGUCACAGAUUUUGCCGUAAAUGCAUACAAUCCUGGUUGGAAAGAGAAAAUGCCUGUCCGGUUGAUAACAAACCUUUAGAUAAAGAUCACGAUAUAUUCCCAGAUAAUUUCACCAGAAGAGAAAUUUCGCAGCAGCGCUUAAAGUGCCCUAACGUCGUGCGAGGUUGUCUGGAAGAUUUAUCCCCUUUGGAUGUAGAGAUACAUCUAACACACUGUAAAUAUGGACUUCCUAAAUUACCAGAGAACGAGAAGUUAAGGUGUAACUUUGUCAUUUUCGGUUGUGAUGCUAAAUUUGAAGAUGAACCCGAACAACAAAGGCAUAUGGAGCAAGAAACUCAAAAACACUUGAUGCUAAUAUCUCAAGCAUAUUCGAAACUUAUAUUAAGUAACUCUGCAUCUUCAAGCACCGCAGCUAUAGCAGAGCAGGCGAACUUUUGGGACCCUCCAUCAAAAAACGACGCGAAUGGAUCAAUGCAAAAUUCCUCAAAUUCUAAUGAAUCUGUUCAUAACUUGCUAAGAUCACUAUACGAAAAAAUUGUUGUGCUCGAACAAAAGACCAGAGAACAAGACAUAAUAAUUGCAAAUAUGUCGGAACAAAUUGCUGCAAAUAAUUUGGCUAUGUCCAAAUUGUCAUUGCGAUAUUGCAAUGGUUGCUAUUUAUGGCAUAUUACGGAUUUUAAAAAUAAAAUUAACCAAAUGCGGGUUAACCACCAACUCAUGCACUACAGUUCUGGCUUUUAUACGUCACCGAAUGGGUACAAACUGUGUAUACGUUUCAACCUAUCACCAAAAGACCCAAACUCCAUAGCUAUUCUAAUUCAUAUGAUGAAAACCGAUCACGACAACAGCUUAGACUGGCCAUUUAGUGGGCGAAUUUCAGUAACUAUCGUCCACCCACUAGAGUCGUUUCACAACAUGCGAGAGACCAUGAUGACUAGACCCGAACUGGAAGCGUUCAAAAGACCAGUGCAAGAUUUAAAUCCGAGAGGAUUCGGGUAUACCGAAUUUACUUUGAUUGAAGACUUAUUCACGCAAGGAUUCAUCGACAAUAACCAACUGGCAAUUAAAGUAAUCGUGCAACCUGUAUAAAAAGAGGAGGUUACUUUAAAAGUAUAUUUCUAUGAUCUUACAUCAAGUCUGACUUGGCAGUUCUCUGACUGUGAGAGAAAACAUUAUUUACAAGUAAAGAAAAUAAAACUUGAUAUGACUAUAUUUUGUUUGUUCACAUUGUAAAUGGUAAAUCUGAUGUAAUUUUGGUAAUUAAAGAAAAAAGUGUA
Photinus pyralis (common eastern firefly) is the source of this 1691-nucleotide messenger RNA. RefSeq names its product TNF receptor-associated factor 6-like. Gene Ontology annotation, cellular component: plasma membrane signaling receptor complex. The transcript has 6 exons. Gene Ontology annotation, molecular function: ubiquitin-protein transferase activity; zinc ion binding; protein binding. Gene Ontology annotation, biological process: tumor necrosis factor-mediated signaling pathway; regulation of canonical NF-kappaB signal transduction; protein K63-linked ubiquitination. Lineage: Eukaryota; Metazoa; Arthropoda; Insecta; Coleoptera; Lampyridae. Bases 265 to 1503 code for a protein of 412 amino acids. The record is from RefSeq and is a predicted model, not a curated record.